AUGGUCGGCGAGAGCUCCGAUUCUUCGCCGCUGGUGCCGCCGGCGCCUGUCAAGGACCCAUCUGAGAUUGACCUCGAGGCGGGGCCCGAUGAGCAAAUUCAAUGCCGUAUUUGCCUCGAAACCGACGGUAGGGAUUUUAUUGCUCCAUGUAAGUGUAAAGGGACAGCAAAAUAUGUUCACAGAGACUGUCUAGAUCAUUGGCGUGCGGUGAAGGAAGGGUUUGCCUUUGCUCAUUGCACAACUUGCAAGGCUCCUUAUUAUCUAAGAGUACACGGCGUUGCUGAUAGGAAAUGGAGAACAUUGAAGUUCCGAUUUUUUGUCACGAGAGAUAUUUUAUAUAUCUUUUUCUCCGUGCAGAUGGUUAUUUCUCUUUUGGCAUAUUUGGUGUAUCUUAUAGAUGGUUACCAGAAGUUUUGGCUUCGUCUGGCAUGGGGUUUUGACAGUGAAAUUAGCUUCUACUAUAUAUGUGGAGCAUUAUUGUUUUUCGCUCUGCUGGGCUUAUCUGGUUGCUUUAUAACUUGUUACGACAGAAGAGUUCGAAAUGAUCUGGCGCAGCCUUGUCGAGAACUGUGCCUUUGUUGUUGCCAACCUGGUAUAUGUGCCGAUUGCCACUUGCCCGGUACUCUUUGUAUGUGGACCGAUUGUACCACGUGCUUCGAAGGUUGUGCCAGUGCAGUUGGAGAAUGUGGCUGCCUUGGGGGAGCCGGUGAAGCUGGGCUACCUUUACUGUUUAUAGUUGCUAUAAUAGUGCUCGGCUUAUUUACCGUAAUCGGCAUAUUUUAUAGCGUUUUAGUGGCCACAAUGGUCGGGCAGAGGAUUUGGCAGCGGCACUACCAUAUACUUGCCAAAAGGAUGCUAACAAAAGAGUAUGUAGUCGAGGAUGUUGAUGACGAGAUGACGGGAGGCGACUGGUUACCCCCAACACUACCCCCAGAGCACGUUCAGCAGCUUAAAGGGCUUGGCCUUUUAUGA
Molecule: messenger RNA, 972 nt
Organism: Striga hermonthica
Lineage: Eukaryota; Viridiplantae; Streptophyta; Magnoliopsida; Lamiales; Orobanchaceae
Source: the annotation of a GenBank genome assembly